Molecule: messenger RNA, 1808 nt
Organism: Quercus lobata
Lineage: Eukaryota; Viridiplantae; Streptophyta; Magnoliopsida; Fagales; Fagaceae
Gene: PGPS2
Product: phosphatidylglycerolphosphate synthase 2
Exons: 7
Coding region: 197-1282 (361 amino acids)
Biological process (GO): glycerophospholipid biosynthetic process
Cellular component (GO): chloroplast envelope; membrane
Molecular function (GO): CDP-diacylglycerol-glycerol-3-phosphate 3-phosphatidyltransferase activity
Source: RefSeq, a predicted model, not a curated record
AAAAAUAAAUAUAUAUCCUCAAUUCCCGAUAAUUCAGGACCCAAAUUCUCUAUUCUCAGACUCAAAAUUCCCAGAAUCCUGAACUCAAAAAAACCCAACCUCAGCUUAGAAGUAGAUACGAUAAAUACGGUUCCAUUCAAUUCAAAAUAACCUCGUAAUAAAAAAGUUAGAAGUCGCUGUAACUUGCGAGCCAGCCAUGUCACGACUCAAACUGCCCAUGACAGCAGCUUCUAUUUACACCCACAGCCACGGCCACGGCCACCAAUGGGUGGCCGCCACCACCACCACCACCGCCGGCACAGCCGCCAAACUAGUUAUAAAACCAAAACCCAAGCCCAAACCCUUCAUAACCCCAUAUAGUCGAGUACCACCUGUUGUUAUUUAUAAACGUGGUGAGUGGAGGAUAGUACCGUGCGCACCCCACAUACCUUCGGCGCACGUUAAUAACCCUCCUAAAAUGAUAGGGUUUCGUGGUCUUCACAACAAGUGCUCCUCUCCUUUUUCUUUUAGCUCCGAAAGCAAAGGAGGAAGAGUAUUCUCUAGCUCUGGAUCCGAAUCUGGGUCUGGCUCUUCCGGGUCGGGUCUCGCCGUAGACAUGGGUGCAGAGAACAAAGAAGACAACGAUUUGUUACAACAGCAACAACAACAACAACAACAACAACAACAGCAGCAGCAGCAUCAUACUUCGAAAUUGCUCACGUUGCCUACUGUCUUAACCCUCGGUCGUGUCGCCGCUGUGCCACUUCUUAUAAGCACUUUCUAUGUUGAUAGUUGGUGGGGAACAACUGCUACAACAAGUAUUUUCAUCGCCGCUGCAGUUACAGAUUGGCUUGAUGGCUAUCUUGCUCGGAAGAUGAGGCUAGGAUCUGCAUUUGGUGCAUUUCUAGAUCCGGUAGCUGAUAAGCUUAUGGUUGCUGCCACAUUGGUCUUGUUGUGUAGCAGACCCUUGGAAGUCGCCAUGUUUGAACAAGUGCCAUGGUUUCUGACUGCACCCUCAAUUGCCAUAAUUGGUAGGGAGAUAACCAUGUCUGCUGUUAGAGAAUGGGCCGCAUCUCAAAAUAGUAAGCUUUUAGAGGCUGUUGCUGUAAAUAACUUGGGGAAGUGGAAAACAGCCACACAAAUGACUGCACUAACCAUCCUUUUGGCUACCAGAGAUUGCAGUCUUGGAGGGCCAGGGAUUCUAUUAGCUUCUGGAGUAGUUUUGCUUUACAUCUCAGCUGGACUUGCUUUGUGGUCAUUAGUUGUGUACAUGAGAAAGAUUUGGAGAGUAUUGUUGAGGUAGUGUUGCUAGCUAGCUGCAUGGUAUUUACUUAUAUUUAUACUACCCAUCAAGGGUUUAUUUAGGUGUGGGAACAGCACUCGUGGCAUGCAACCUGUUUGAUGAUUAUCUUCAUUCAUUCGAGCAGCGUUCUUCAAAUAAGUGGGUGAAGGGCACAUAUGUUUUUCGAAAAAGUUCCUGCCAUUUAUAGUGAAUUUCAGUUGAAUUGUUCUGGAGGGGUUAGUAUUAUUACUUUGUUUUAUAGCUGUCCCCACUUCCCAGUGUCUUUCAAAUCUCAAAAUUGCCAUGUUGGCUUAUCUACUGGGGAAAUAGUGGGACGUAGAAGUUCUUGAUAAAAUUUUCCCCAUCAUAAGUCUUCAUAAUUUUAACAGACUUGGAGGAUGCAUGAUCUUUGAGGCUAGGGUUGGAGGAUUUAGUAGUAAUAUGGUUCAUUGCUAUUUUGGUGUCGAAGAAAGUUUGUUCUUAUUUUUUAUUUAGUAAAUGUAAAACAAGAAUUACAAGCAGUUAAAGAAAAAUACUAUUGGUUUAA